AUGGAGUCUAAUAAGAGUUCUCCGACACGUAACGUGGUGAUAGCCGUGGACGGAAGUUCCCACUCCGAUAUUGCAUUUCAGUGGUAUCUGGAACAGUUCAGACGUCCUGGCGAUAAUGUCGUUCUUGUUCACUGCUUAGAGAGACACCAGGCUUUCCACGGGGCCAUGGGGACGGCGGACAUUGAAUCUGUCUGUAACAUAAUGGCACAAGAGGAAGAAACACAGAAGAAGUUAGGGGUAGAAUUUGAAAAGAAAUUAAAAUCAAACGGGAUACAGGGAUGUGUGAAAACGUCAUUUGGAAAACCUGGCGAAGUCAUUAUACGUCUCGCUAAUGAAGCACAGGCCAGUAACAUAAUCAUAGGUAGUCGAGGUCUUGGAACAGUACGUCGAACACUUCUAGGCAGCGUUAGUGAUUACGUAGUACACCACUCGGAAGUGCCCGUCACUGUGUGUCGUCACAAACAUCACACUGCGCAUGUCACAGAUCACGCGCAUUAGUUAUUCAUGCAAUUUA
Saccostrea echinata is the source of this 514-nucleotide messenger RNA. RefSeq lists its product as uncharacterized. The record is from RefSeq and is a predicted model, not a curated record. The transcript is spliced from 4 exons. The coding region runs from base 1 to 498 and encodes 165 amino acids. NCBI's taxonomy places the organism in Eukaryota, Metazoa, Mollusca, Bivalvia, Ostreida, Ostreidae.